UGGUGAAGAACGAUGUUGUCCUGUGGUUGAAAUAACGAUAGUGAUAUGAAAUAAAGAUGUACCGAGUUUCACUUCCUAAAGCUAUUUUAUCAUAUCCCUCAAGGCCCUGCUUCUAGCAGGAGCAAUUAAGCAAAGAUCCCGCUGAAAUCAGGAGGAGGCCCCGCUGAAAACAUGAGGAGGUCCCGCUGAAAACAGGAGCAAGUGUCUCUCAAAAAUGGAGUGAAUCCCGAUUAUACCCUGAAAAUCUCCCACUUUCGUACCCACCUUGAUCCACUAUUGUACCCAGUUUGAUGAAUACAUUAUUUGUUAAUACAAUUCUCAAUAACAGCAAACACAACUGUUAAUAUAGUUCAUAUUAUGAUACGUUGUUAUGGAAAACUGCAGUAUCAUAUUUCCAUGCCAUUUUACAGAAUACGAAAGAUCAUCUGAGAAAUGUGAUGAGUAUUAGAUCGGACGAAAUGUUAAACAUUUAACCUCAUUUUCAUAAUUUGAAGUAAUAUAAGUUAUUGAAUGAUUUGAAGUGCAGUAUAGGAUAUAUUGUGCUCAAAAAAUUCUGCAUUGGCACGAGAUGAAAUCAAGUGGAAAUACAGCAUAUCGAGAGCACAAUAUAUCCUAUGUUGCGCUUCAAAUCGUUGUAUAACGUUUUUUAUCGUGUGAUCUUACUUAGUCCAUAAGAAAUAUUCUGUAUUCUCUGUAUUUCAACUGUCCCCUCUGUUCCAUCUUUGAGUACAAGUCGAUAUUCAGUAAGAUACACGAAUAAGUGUGCGUUUAGGUCAACCUAAAAUGAUUUAGUCAGAAUAAUGUUUAUGAAUAUUAUUCCUAUAUCAAUCUCCUGUUGCUUACUUGCUUGCUCGCUUCCUCCCUUCCUUGCUUCUUUCCUUCCUCGAUUCCUACCUUCCUUUCUUCCUCGCCUCUUCUUUUCUUGCUUCCUUCCUUCCUCGCUUCCUUCCGUCCUUGCAUCUUUCCUUCCUCGCUUCCUUCCUACCUUGCUUCCUCGCUUCCUUCCGUCCUUGCAUCUUUCCUUCCUCGCUUCCUUCCUUCCUCGCUUCCUUCCUUCCUCGCUUCCUUCCUUCCUCGCUUCCUUCCUUGCUUUUUUCCUUCCUCGCUCCUUUCUUUCCUCCUUCUUUGUUUCCUCGCUUUCUUCAUUUUCUUCCUCACUUCCUUUCCUCCUUCCUUCCUUGCUUCAUUCCUUACUUCCAUGCUUCCUCGCUUCCUUCCUUGCUUCCUCGCUUCCUUCUUUCCUUCCUUCCUCGCUUCCUUCCUUCCUCACUUCCCUCCUUCAUUCCUUGCUUCCUUCCUUUCCCGCUUCCUUUUUCCUCCUUCCUUGCAUCCUCGAUUCCUUCAAUUUUUCCUCGCGUCCUUCCUUUUUCGCUUCAUUCCUUCCUUGCUUCCUCGCUUCCUCCCUCGUUUCCUUCUCUCCUCCUUCCUUGCUUCCUCGCUUUCUUCUUUCCUUGCUUCCUCGAUUCCUUUCUUCCUCACUUGCAUCCUCCCUUCCUUGCUUCCUCCCUUCCUUCUUUCCUCCUUCCUUGCUUCCUCGAUUCCUUCAUUUUUUCCUCGCGUCCUUCCUUUUUCGCUUCAUUCCUUCCUUGCUUCCUCGCUUCCUCCCUCGCUUCCUUCUCUCCUCCUUCCUUGCUUCCUCGCUUUCUUCUUUCCUUGCUUCCUCGAUUCCUUUCUUCCUCACUUGCAUCCUCCCUUCCUUGCUUCCUCCCUUCCUUCUUUCCUCCUUCCUUGCUUCUUCAUUUCGUUCAUUCUUUCCUCGCGUUGUUCUUUUGUCGCUUCAUUCCCUCCUUCCCUCCUUGCUUCCUUGCUUUCUCGCCUUCUUCCUUCUUUCCUUACUUACUUACUUCCUUGCUUUUUUUCCUUCCUUCCUUUCUCGAUUCUUUGCUUGCUUCCUUCCUUCCUUGCUUCCUCGUUUCCUUCCUUCCUCGCUUCCUUACUUGAUAGCUUCCCUGCUCAAUUCUUUACUCGCAUCGUUCCUUCCUUGCUCCCUCGAUUUCCUUGCUUCCUUCCUUCCUUCAUUGCUUCUUUCCUUCCCUCCUUCCUUCCUUUUUUCCUUCCUUGCUUACUUAUAUUACUCCCACCUUCACUUCCUCGAUUUACUUCCUCCAUUCCUUCUUUACUUGCUUGCUUACUCAAUUACUUACUUUGUUGCUUGUUUACUUCCUCGCGUCCUUGCUUGCUUUCUUGAUUAUUUACAUUCUUUCAUAUGGCAGUGGAAAGACAAAUUUUGAUGAAAACCUGCAAACGAACAAACGAACGAGGAAAGAACGCACGGAUGGACAGAAAACAGCCGAAAAAACAAUGAAUGAACAAACGGACGGAUAGGCGGCCAAAAGAACGCA
Messenger RNA from Owenia fusiformis, 2342 nucleotides. The record is from the annotation of a GenBank genome assembly. NCBI's taxonomy places the organism in Eukaryota, Metazoa, Annelida, Polychaeta, Sabellida, Oweniidae.